Molecule: messenger RNA, 8045 nt
Organism: Culex quinquefasciatus (southern house mosquito)
Lineage: Eukaryota; Metazoa; Arthropoda; Insecta; Diptera; Culicidae
Product: small subunit processome component 20 homolog
Exons: 8
Coding region: 130-7983 (2617 amino acids)
Cellular component (GO): 90S preribosome; small-subunit processome; nucleolus
Source: RefSeq, a predicted model, not a curated record
CUGUCAAAAACAAAAACAUUUAUGUUGAUUCGUCUCCACGUUCGUCAUGUCGCUAGUGAGACGUGCGUGAAAAUUUACCAGAAUAGUCUAUUAUUUGGGACAUAGAUUCAUGUUAAAACAAGAAACACAAUGAAGAACCGACCUUUGAAGCACAAGGCUAAAAAUGAUUUUCAGUUCAAAACCUUCGCCGAGCGGAUUUCGGAAGUGGACAUCCGGCGGUCCGCGUUGUACUACGUAGAGCAUGAGAACGAAGCACUUGACGAAAAUCAGUCGUGCUUCCAUCAAACGAUCCAGAAUUGGAGUUCCCUGAACCUGACGGAAGAGUACCAACAGCGGUUCCAGGCGCCGGUCCGGGGGUUGAUAACCUUACCCCAGUUGCUGCACCGCAAAGAGUUUGUCCUGGAACACGUGCUACAGUGCCUGGACAACGCCACGAACCAUUCCUUGCAGGCUUUGCUGGAGUUCGUAGUCGUGCUGGCUAAAGAUUUGAGGGAGGAGUUUUGUCCAUAUUUCCUGCGCUUUUUCGACAAGUUGAUUAUGAGACUAGACAGCAAGGAUCCCGACCAGCUCGAGUGGACGUUGAUGUGUUUGGCGUUUCUGUUCAAAGUCCUGCGAGGAUUUCUGCGAAAAAAGCUCGACUUGGUGUUUGAGCGCGUUGUGAAACUGUUGGGUGAAUCGAGCCCACUUCAUAUAACGAAUUUCGCUGCCGAAUGCUUCAGCUUCAUUGCACGUGAUGUGAAAAACAAGCGUGAGCUGCUCAACAUGAUUACGGCGGCGGUCAAGCGAGAUCCCUCAACGACCAACGGGUGCGGAAGGCUGCUGUUUGAGAUAAUGCGAGGCGUCAAUCAGGCAUUUCAUAGCUGUGCACAAAAGUGCUGGCAGUUGCUGUUGCUGGAGGCGAUGCAAGAACCAGCGGAUGGAAAGGCCGGAUUUGAUCCGGAUAUUCUGUUUGAAGUUUUGGUGCAAACCGUGACCGAUAUGCUGGAAGCAAUUUCCAGUGCACAUCUGCAACCAUUCUGGACUACCGUCUAUCAAGCAAUUGAUAAUUUAGUACCGGAAGAUGGAGCCGUAAGCAACGAAAGCGCUCUCGAUCAUAUUCUACAGCUGAUGGGAAUUGUCGUGGAAUAUCAGCACGGAAGAUGCGUGGCCAACACUUCAACGCUAGUAGGACAUCUGGUGAAGAUUAUUAACCGCACCAAGUCGGAGCAAGUUUUGGCUAGCGUUAGCAAAAUCGUUAUCCUGCUGAUGCUCUCGAAGCAUGCCAAACUUACUCAACUAGAUGCGAGCCGGCUAUCGAAGAAUAUCAUGACCAUCGGAUCCGCGUCUCGCGCCGUGUUUGAACAGUUUGUGCUGGGCGUCGCCGAAUAUCCGAUGUUUGAGGUUCUCAUUUGGCCAGAUUAUCUGAAAUAUUUCGAAAAACAUCUCGACACGGACAGCUUGCACCUGCUGACUCAAGUCGUCAUGAAGAAAUCACCCGUUUGCAUCCACGGAAUGUCGCUGGCCGAUUGGAAACAGUUUCCAAUAAAGCUGAGGUCGAGCGAAGCUAGAGACUUUAUUACUAGCAGCUUGAAUGAUAAGACGGGAAGUGAGUUUUCCAUGGCUUUGAUACUUUUGCCGCACUUGGUGGAUUGGGAAUGUGACGUCGUGAUUGAACGUAGUCUCAAGAGUCACGUUCGAGCUGUGUUGAGCAAUCUGCGGAAUAAUCCGGAUGAUCAUCAGUAUUUUAUGUUGAGCUUGCUGAUCCAGUGCUUGGUUAACCUUGACAAUGGCAUUACAGACAUUCUCCUGGAGACUAUCUAUCAGCUGUUACCGAUCAUAACUCCUCAAAAGGAAUCACUGAUAAACAUCGUUAAUUUGUGCCUCGCAAAACUCCACGCGUCCAAACAACAACUGCUGAGCGAUUCGUUGUUCAGCGCUGUCCACGCUAGCUUACGGCCAUUCCUCGCAUCGGUUCAACACAAAAUCCGCCUGCUGGUGACACACUGCUUCACGCUGUUCAAUCAUCUUGACCGGCUGACCAUUGCCGGUGAAAGCCACAACCUGUUCGAGUUGUUGCACGCGAUAGAAAGCGAAGAGUCAACGAUCCACACUUACCGAGAGCAAGUGAUGUUGUUGAAGAAGCUCGAGUUCAAUACCGACCUUUUCCAGAAGCUCAACGGCGACGAAGCGUUCCGUAUCGAUGCGUUGCGUUACGUUUUAGCACUGUUUUCAGUGAAUUUCAAGCUACUUUGGGAACCCUCAUGCGAAGUGUUGCAAACCUACGCGGAUGAAUUUGCCGUGGGAGAUUUUUGGGUGCCGUACAAGACGCAACUGGACGAUGUACUGGAAAUUGUUGUAAAAUCGGGCGAAGUGCACUCGUCCAACGUGGACCAGGACCAACCAAGGCUUCUGUACGAACUGGAGUGUCAAUUUUGGAACAGUUCCGCGGUGAAAAUCGAUUUCGUAAACUACCGCGUCAAGCUGCUUGAUGCACUCUCAAAAUUCAACCGGAUAUUCGAAGCGAAGAACCGUGACAUUGUGGGCGCUUUCUUCAACUUUGUCGGGAGCGAAUAUCGUGUCAAGCAGACCCAGUCUGAACAACAGAAUGCCGCCACGCCAAAGGCCACUCAAAAAAUCCUCAUCGCAUAUCUGAACAUCUUUGCCAAAAUCAGAAACCCCAAAACAAUCUUCAGAUCCAAGCAACUGUACGCCUUCUACGAGGAACUGGUCGUCCAUCGUUGCUUUGAGGUGCAGAAACUUGCCCUGGAUUGUAUCUUUACCUACAGCAAUCCGGCGCUGACGCCGUACAAAGACAACCUGUACCGCCUGACCGCGGACAAGACGGUGAAGCAGGAGAUUCAGACUUUUUUCAGGGAUGAUGUCGGCGGGCUGCGGUGUGUCGUUCAGGAUGAACAUAGAGCGGAGGUGGUACCGCUGCUAAUGAAGAUUGUUCACACGAAAAUCACACAGAAAGUAACGCCACCGGAGUUGAAGAGCGUUUUGCUGCGGUUCGUUGGAAAUUUCCGCGAAGACGAAAUCAAACAUUUCAUCAGCAUGUCUUUUGAAUACUUUGAGAAGCUGCUCCAAAAAGAUCCCCUCGAGACGUACAAAUUCAUCGAGGCGAGCGAUCGGUGCUUCGAAGACGACCUUCCCGUGCACCGGAUCCAGGUCCUCAUGAAGAUGAUCGACAGCAUACGCGAUCAGUUUGCCGGGCUGAAGGAUGCAAACUUUGUCCAGUACUUGCUGCACAUCAAGCUAUGCAUGGACACAAUUCUUCUGCGCAUGGAUCAUUCCGCCGUGAAACAGCUCAAAUCGCAAGCUUUGCUUAAUUUGGUACACUUUUAUGACCAUUUUGUUAGCCACGAAUGGACGGAUGCGGAAACGGAAACGGUCUUCCACGUGUACGUAUGGCCACAGCUGGAACGGUUCGAGAGCGAUUGCAUUCAUUCGCCAACCCCGCUGCUGAAGUUGUUCAUGGUUUGGAGCAAACAUUCGCGUUACUACCCGUUGUUAGUCAAAACUAAAGACUCCGAAUCUUCCCCGCUCAUGCGCGUUACGAACCUCCUUUCCGGGGAAAAGGCCAGCGAUACCAUUUGCCAAGAGGUGUGCCGAAUGGCCGUCUCCAUGAUCGCCGCCGACACGGCGCCCGACGCAGAUCAAGGUUCGCAAUUACUUCAGCCUUACUUUACGCUUCUACUUGCGCACGUCGAACGGGUCAUGAAGCGCAAACGUUCAAUCAACAAGGACCUGCUGCUGAUACUGUCACACGUGGCGAAACACGCCAAAGAGGACCUCAUGUUGUGCGAUACGCUGACGAGUUUGCUGCUUCCGAUGACCGUCAAAAAGAUAGCCGUCCCGAACGUGGACGCCGAAGUCGUGCUGCAGAUGCACACGGCACUGUACGCACUGAUGGGGCAAAUCUCGCGGCCGGAAAGGUACCUGCGUCAGCUGGGAAUACUGCUGGAGAGGGUGAGGGAUUUGGAGGUCCGAAAGAUCAUCUGCCGGUUGAUCGAGCUGAGCGCCAAAAAAUCAGGCCGUGCCGCAACAAUCGAAUGCGCCCAGCACGUUGCGAAUAUGAACGCAAUGGACCGCCGGUGGCUCGACCAGCCCGACUUUGAGCGUCGACUGAACACGUUCCGCGCGAUCGAUAAAUCCAUCCAGGCAGGUCACGUGGUCGACCUUGAGCAGACAAUUCUGCUGGUGCAUCAAUGCUUUUUCUUUCUGAAAACCGACAAGGACUUGGCAAUCCGGGACAACGCAAAUCAGUGCCUGCGGAAGAUUGUGAUUGGGGCGAUCAAACGGUACGAGGGGGAGUCAGAUUGGAAGGACGAUUUGCGCUAUCUGAUCGAUCGGGUGAUUUUGGCUGCGUUGAUGAAAGGCAUUAAGGACAAGAAUGAUACGACUCGGAACGAAAGCAUCCAGCUGUUGGGAGAUUUGGCACGGGAAUGCUCCACUGUUUGUGGCGUCUUUGCCGAUUUACACCAGUUGACAAGCCGAGAAGAUCGCGAGAUUGACUUCUUUGAUAAUAUUACCCAUCUGCAAAUCCAUCGCCAUAGGCGUGCGCUGAACCGGUUCUGCAAGGUGGUUCCCAAAUUUGCCGUACCGCCUUCUACGCACACGUUAGUGAACUUUGUGCUGCCGAUCGUGUCGUCGUACCUGGGCAACGAAAAGUACCGGAAAAAGUCGAAGCUUACGGAGGCCGCCGGUAACUGUGUGGCCACCGUGGCCCGGUUUCUGCCGUGGCCGAGCUACAAAGCAUUGCUGAAGCAAAACUUGUACAAGAUGAAACACUCGCUGGAGUACCGGAAGCAGUUGAUCAAAGUGGUGACUGGACUGUUGGACAAUUUUCACUUUGAUUUGUCCACGAUGGACGCCGCAGACGUAUGCGAUAUGAACGGAACCGUGCAGGUGGCUGCUGAAAAGAACGAGGAAAGCGAUGACGAGGAUGGCGAAGAUGAGGCAGUGGAAGAACAAAUGCCGGAAAAGGAAGCCGCAAAAGAAGUGACAGGAACGAUUGUCAGGGAUAUUUCUUCGUUUUUGAUUCCGGAUCUGUUUUCGGCAAUCAACUACAGCGAGAUUCCAGAUGGUAUCAAGUUGAAUGAGCGAAAAGACCGUUACAAGCGUGAAAAGGAGGAAAUGUUGAAGAUUCCGGUUGCGAUUGCCAUUGUGAAACUGCUCCAGAAGCUGCCCACCUGGAUGAUAGAGCGCAACUUGCCCAAAUUGUUGAUUCGUGUGAUUAAUUUUCUUAAGUCACGACUGAAACAGGUACGAAAUGUGGCCCGCGAAACGCUACGAAGCAUGCUGCAAUCAGUGGGGCCGACGUUCCUGCCGAUGGCGCUUGAUAACCUUGCCGCAAUCCUGAAACGAGGCUUCCAAGUGCACGUACUGAUGGCCACGGUGCACACCAUCCUGGACGCCCUAAAGGAUGCGUUGACAACGGAAAUGGUGGACAACAUCCUGCAAAAAGUGGUGAGUCUGUGUAUCAACGAUAUUUUUGGAACGCUUGCCGAGGAGAAGGAACUUGGAUCCGUCAAGGGAAAAACGCCGGAGGCAAAACCGAGCAAGAAAAGUUUUCUCAUUUUGAACAUCUUGGCAAAACGCAUGAGUGAAAAGUCGACUCUCGAUUUGAUCCUCCCGUUCAAAGAUAUAAUCGCCAAAGCAAUCUCGCGAAAGGUUGUAUCCAAAAUUGAAGAAGCGCUGGGCAAAAUAUCCGAAGGAAUGAACGCCAAUGAAAACAUAAGUGUCGAAUCGUUGCUGAUAUUUGUGCAUGGAGUCACGUCAGAGAGCAUUCCAACGCUAGCCAAUGGCGAAGAGAAAGGAUCUAGGACGCCAAAGUCAAAGGACAAGGCCAAAUUUAGAGGACCGGACAUUUACAUCAUACCGGCCGAACCGAAACGACGCGGCGCGUUCAACCAAAUCGCGCUCGUCACAAGCUCAAAGACGAACGCUCACGUGUUUGUGGAAAUGGGACUCGAUAUUCUGCUCACGCUUAUCAAACAGAAACAAACGCUCGUCGAUGGCUACAGGUCGUACCUGGAACCGUUGGUACCCAUUCUGGUGGAAUCGCUGAACAGCAACCACACCAAAGUCACCGUCCUUUCGCUGAAAAUUUUUUCCUCCAUUUGGGCAAGCAAGCUCGAUUUGUCCAGCGUGCAGCAAAGCGUUGCCAAAAUAACCGACAGCGUGUUCCUGCUGCUGCACAAAUACGCGACGGCCGUCGUGGCCAAGAACGACGAAAACUUCCAGCUCGUAAAAUGCAGCUUCAAAGCCGUUGUGGCGUUGCUAAAGUUUGUAAAAUAUUUCACGCUCAGCGAGGAUCAACUCAAAACACUGCUGCUGUACGUCGAGCAAGAUCUGCACCAUCCGGACCGGCAAACGAUGACGCUGAUCUUGCUGCGGUCCAUUCUGGCCAGAAAGCUGAUUGCGCGCGAAAUGUCCUCGGUCAUCAAGCAGGUUUCCACACUUAGCAUCACAAAUUCCAAUGCUAAGAUAAGGGAAGAAUGCCGACAGGUUGUGCUUGAAUAUCUGAUGAACUAUCCACUCGGAAAUAACGUCGAGCAAACGGUUCAGUUUUUCGUCAGCCAGCUUGACUACGAAGAAGUUGGGGGACGAGAGUCGGCCGUACAGAUGCUGCUGAUGGCGAUCAAGUCCUUCCCAAUGAACGUCCUCAACAAAAAGGCCACCUUCCUGUUCCUGACCGUUGGCAUCCGGUUGGUGAACGAGGAAUUCUCCGAGGUUCGUGCCUUGGUCGCGCAAUGUAUUGAAGUCUUGCUCGCGCGAGUCCCAAAAGCGCACCGGGAUGAACUGUUCAGCCUUGCGUUGGAAAUGCUCGCCGACAGAAAACUUCAGCACCGCGAACUGGCCGCUCAGCUCACCAUCCGGAUGGUAAACGUGGAGCAAAAAGCUUUCAACGAGAGGUUAGACAAACUACUUCCCGCCUUGCUUCUUUCGGUUUCCGACGUCGAAUCGGCUGGAGUGGGGAAAUUUGUUCGGAUGAAACUGUCGACAGCCGAGGAUGAUACGCAAGGCAGCAAGCAGAAACUCAAGGAUCACUCGCUGGUGCAAACCCUAAACGCCUUCAUCAAAAUUGUCGAAACGUGUCCAGAGUUGUUGUCCAACGAAAAAUACGACAACUCCCUUGACGAACUUGCGUACAACCUCCAGCUUCUGCUAAGCCACGAUCAUCAGUGGGUUCGAUGUGGCUCGUUGAAACUGCUCGUCGUAAUACUACGAUCGCUCGAUUCUGAACUGGUGGGCCAAAUUUUGAACGGCGACGAGCACUCCGGCUCUCGACAAUUUAUCUACUGCAACCCCAUCAAGGAACUGAAAUCACUCACGUUGGACCUGUGCACCCAGCUGAUACCGGCGGAAACUGACGAUGAAACGGCGUCCCUUGUUACGGAGAGCAUGCUCUUAAUCGCAAACUGUUUAAAGGAGGUCCCAGUGACGGCGACUGAGGCCACCAACUCCAAAGCAGUGAACCUGCCCUGGUUGAUACGACGAGUUCGUUACGUAAUCCAGAGCGAAAUCACGAAAGCGCCCAAAAGCAGCGCUCUGCGACAGCAUCUGUUCCACUUCAUCGAAGCGCUGGUUGAGCUGCUUGACGAGGACAUGCUGCUAGCGCUGACGCCAUCGAUAAUAUCUCCGGUGGAACGCGAGCUUAGCGACGAGGAUCAUCUGGAUCCGAACCUCAAGGAGAUCGUGGUCAGGCUGGGACGGCAAAUCAAGGCCAAGAUUGGCGACGAACGGUACGACAAGAUCCGCCUCAAAGUGCAAUCAGGACUGCAGGCGAAACGGCUCGAGCGCCAGCAGAUGAUAGCUUUGGAGAAGAUCAAUAAUCCCAUGCUCGCUCAAAAGCGCAAGUUCGAUGGUAAAAGGCGAAAGAUGCUGACCAAGAAGCGAAAACAAGAAGCGACCUUCAACGGUGCGGGAGAUAGGAACAACAGAGGACCGAGUAGUAGAAAAACGAAACAACGACGCAUUGAGGAUCUUUUCGACAAAUAGGCUGGUCUGGUUCAUUGUUUUGUUUUAUUCUUAAUGUGAAUAAAAUAUAUGUUUGAAACGAA